Messenger RNA from Cercocebus atys (sooty mangabey), 8600 nucleotides. It is a transcript of the gene SLC16A12, whose product is annotated as solute carrier family 16, member 12. Gene Ontology annotation, molecular function: monocarboxylic acid transmembrane transporter activity. Gene Ontology annotation, biological process: transmembrane transport; monocarboxylic acid transport. The record is from RefSeq and is a predicted model, not a curated record. NCBI's taxonomy places the organism in Eukaryota, Metazoa, Chordata, Mammalia, Primates, Cercopithecidae. The transcript is spliced from 7 exons. The coding region runs from base 5535 to 7085 and encodes 516 amino acids.
ACCUCAAGUGAUCCUCCCAUCUCGGCCUCCCAAAGUGCUGGAAUUACAGGUAUGAGCCACCGUGCCCGGCUGCAAUACUAUUAACUUAAUAAAAGACCUGGCCAUUAUAUUUGUCUAUUAUCAGGUGGGUUAAUUAUUUACAAGAAUGCUGAGGUUAAUGUUGUGGGAGAACUUCAGACUGCUUCAAAGUCUCCAGGAAACAAGGUUUGCCCUGUCUAACCUGCACAUUUCUUCUGAAUAUGUAUAAAUCUAUUAAAUGACCUGUUUUGAAAGAAACUCACAUGCGCUGUUUUGUGAACAGCCGUAUACCCUUGUGAUAACCUUGUCGGCUUCUCCCCCCUUCCUUUUGUCGUGGUCACUCACAUGAAUGGUGCUUAAGCGUUAGCAUUGCUUGGACAUCUUGUUGACAGAAACGCCAAUAACAAUUUUGAAAUCUCAGAGCGGAUGGACAAGUGCACCAUCCAAAGUCAGCCAAAGCUACUUGCCUCCAUUUACACUCACAUGCAGUGUUGUCAGGGGAGUCCUUUCACUUCUCUGAGCUUCAGUUUCACCACUGAGGAAGAGGGAAAGACAGCAUUUAUCUCUGAGGAUGGUGAAGAUCAAAUGCGCUUACUCAUGAGAAAUUGUCACUAAUAGUAUUGCAUACAAAUGGUUGCAGAGAAGCUCUUUCUCCCCACCCUGGUGUCCCAUGAGGAUGUUCCUUGUCCCGUGGUUUUACCCAGGUUGACUCUGUGACUUACAACAGACCUUUGUUCAUCAUGCUAUCACCACAGCUAUCUUGGGAUGAUUAUUUAAAUUUUUUAUUUGGAUUUAUACAAUUGGAUUUUUGGGAUAUCUUAUCAAAUCAGUUCUUAACUUAUUACAUGUGGAAAUGCCAAACAGAGGAUGCUCGCCUAAAACAAAUGAAAAGGGAAUCAUGUGAGUUUAGCAGCAGCAAAGUAAAAAUUAAUGAUGCUUAAUAUUUUUGUAAAGAAACAGAACAUUUUAUUUUGCCAGGGGCUUGUUGCCUACAGUGUGUCUGCUACUGAAUAAUCACCUCAUUUUCAAUGUGCCAUAUCAAUAAAUGAUAGCUAUUUUCAGCCCUUGAGAAACUGUCCAAAAGAGACUUUUGUGCUCACCGAAGGAAUAGACCUGAAAUAUCUAUUUAAGAAAAUUAUAUGUAAAAUGAUAUUUAACACAGUUUUGGAAAUGAAUAAUAAUCAUGCCAGCUCAAUUGUAUUCCUUUUUACAUAUUCUUCCUACUUUUUGUGACAAUUACAGGCAUACAACUUUUACAGAAGCUUUACAUAGCUUCCCUCACAAAGUAUAUGAGGGUCUUUUCUUGGCUUUAACGUUGCAUCAUGAUGGUUUUCCGUAUUACAAUAUUAUCUUCCUGUUUAUAAUUGUAAUGAAUUGUACUCUUCCAUUUGUUGAACAUGUCAUAAUUCUCCAGACACUUCCUGGUUGUUAAACAUUUAGGUUGUUUCUGUUUUAUGUAUUAUUGUUAAUGCAGCUAUUAUUUUUUGCCCAUAGUGGCUUCUCUUACAUUGUUUUCUUAGGAUAGCCUCCCAGAAAUAGAAUCACUGUUGAAAGAAUGUGGAUACCUUUCUAAUUCAUGAUCCAUCACAUUAUGUUUCUUUUUAAAAGGGCUGUUGCACAGCUCUGGCUGUUUCAGUCUUCUUUCAUAGCAUAGGGCGGCACUAAGGAUGGUCCUUAUACCAGAUGUUUAUGGACAGGUGGAUUUAUAGUCUUACACUGGAAAACAACUUAACCUUGGGGUUUAUUUAAAUGGAAAAGCCUAAGAAGAAGCUAGGACUAUACCAAGGCAGAAGUUUCUAAGUUGUGCCUUUUUUUACUGGUACAACUGAUGGUAUCACAUCAUAACACUUGGCAGCUAAUUGUGUCCAACUGGUGAGUUAUUCCAUUGUGUGUGUUUGUCACAGGUGUAGGUAGACUCUUGAAUGCCGGUUCUGUCGGAAUUGAGAGAAAGAGAGGGUGCUAGGCAUAAAACGUACCAUAAACGUGACUCACAUGGCUGUUUAAAAAGCUUUGAUUUAUUUUUGGGCAGAAGUUGAAAAUCUUACUGCCUCCAGGGGCCUGGCAGGUAAAGCACACAGGAACUGCACACAAAUGUGUGCAGGACAGGGUGUCAGGGAUAGGGUAAAGCGGAAGUGCAGGCCUUGUCUGAAAGGGGGCACUGCUGCUUGGCCCCAUCUCAUGGCUGCCACAAGGGAAUGCAGCCCAACGUAUUUUUAGAGCUUGCAGUUUUUCAAAAGAAUUUGGAAAUUUGGAUAGUAUCUGAUCUUUACAAGUGCCAACUAAUGUAAACAUUUAAAAAACACUGUAGGCAUAAUGAAACUGUCCUGAAGCUUGAUUGGCUCGUUGCUGCCAGUUUGUGGGUGCUCUCAUUUGACUAUAGCUAUGAUCCUGUGAAGUAGGCCAAAGGUAAUUUUUUAUACAAACAAGGAAGGCUUAGAAGUUAUUGUUCAACAGUUCAUGAACUGUGCCUGUCCCAUUAGGAUGUGAGCUUCCUGAAAGCAGGGCUAUUGUCUCUUUUCUGCAAUGCUCAUAGCCCAGCUCCUAGAAUAGUUUCUGGUGCAUAUUGGACACUCAAUAAAUAUUGAAUUAAUGAGUGAUGAACAAAUGAAAAGAGGUUAAAUCACAUGGCAAAUAAUAUCUACAUUUAUGUGCCAGGUAUUCCUCAUGUUUUUUCUCAUUUUAAUAUAUACAACAUUUUGUGAAAGUAAAAUUAUUACCUCCAUUUUAUGGGUAAGUAAACUGAAGCUCAGAGACAUAAAGUAAUUUGCUUGAAUUCAUAUAACUCUUAAGAUGUAGAGUCAGAACCCAGAUCUUCCAACUGGGUCUUGGCUCAUUGACUUUGUCCUCAAACUAGCUUCUUUCAUUGUUAAGAGGUGGCUGCUAUAGAUUCAGUUAUUACAUCCAGAAUCUACAGGAAGAAGAGGGGCUUGUUUCUUCCUCGUAUCUUUUCUUAAGAACAGAGAAACAUUUCCCAGAGGCUUCUCUCCAUAGGUCAUUGGCUAGAUACUUCCCAUUCUGUGCCUCAUCACUCACUCACAUGGAAACGGGAGACCAGUCCAAAACCAGUCCCUGAACCAAGGGACUGGGCCCAGAUGGCCACUGGAGAGAGCAGCUAAGAGUUGAAUGCUAACAAAGCCAGGGUUAUGAUGGAAUAGAGGAAGGGAUGGACUACCGGCUCUGUCUGCUGCAGCAGGCUGUGUGUGAAAGCAAAAAUACAGAGUUUUUCCUUGAGCGUUUCAUUUUGGGGAAGAAAGUAGAUGACUGUUAAAGCUACUUAUUCAUGACACAAAGUUAUGUUUUGGAAAAACUUACUCUGAAGCUCCAGAGUGUUAGAGACACCUUUAGAGGGUUGGUUUUGCUCUGAAAUUUCACAGCUGGUCAAGUCAGUGACCUACAAGAAUGUUUCAGGGAAAUACCAAGGGUACCAUUUAAAGAACUGCAUUUAUAGCUACGUCAGGCUGCAAUUCACAUCAUCCUACUGGUGUGUCAUCAGCAAGAAUUAUGUGUAUAAUUAGACAAAAAUGUUUAUGAAUUUAUACCAAGGAAUAAGGAAGUGUAGUAGAAGCAGUGCAAGGCAUUGGUUAGGAAGACUGGCCUUGGAAUCAGACCAAGGUCCAUAACCCAUUUCUGCUGCUUCAUUAUCUAAAGAAUAAUAAGGCAAAUUACUUAAUCUCUUUAACUUGAGUUUCUUUACCUAUAAGAUAAGGAUAAUAAUAUCUACUCUUUAUGGUUCUUGUAAGGAUUAAAUGAGAUACUGUCUGUAGUGAUGCUUGCUAGAAGCUUGACCUGUGGCAAGUGCUUUGUAAACAGCAGCUCUGUAUCACUGUUAUUUUCACUUAGCGCCAACACCAGUAUUUUGGCUAUUACUCAAUCCCCAGGCCAGUGUUUCGCAAUAUUAUAAUUUCCAGUAAUAACUUUUUUUCUUUAUCAAGAGGUUUAGUAUUUAUGCCAGUAUUGGUCUCCCGAUACUUUUGAUAGAUUUAUAAUUUCAGUUGUACACUUAAUCACCUUUGUCAGUCUCCCCAAAGUCACCAGAUGGUUAACAGCAUGACGAUGAAGACCUGAGGCUUCAAAAGGAACAAACCUAAGUGAUGUAUGUGGGAAUUAUUCUUGUUGCCUUAGCCUCACUACCCUGCUCUGUAUGCACUCUCUGAAAUAAUCAGCCACCAAUUUGUUCCAUCUUCAAAGAUGCACACUUACAAAUUUCUGUUAUGAGCCAUUUUCUUGAGAAAGUUGUGUUCUUAAAGUAAAUGCUUUUUAUUAGGCAAUUUGUUUUGCUCGUAAUUUACCAGGUGGUACGUAGUCUUUGUUCAUGAAAUAAUCCACACAUUGUCAUAGUUGAAAUGAUAUUUCAUUUAAUUAAUGUUAGGAUUUCUUCCAGUGAUCACAAUAAAAUUAUAAAAUAACUGGGUAAUUUGCUCAAUUCUGUAGAAGAAGUAGGUGUUGAAACUCUUAUUUUUCCUCUCAAAAAAUUCAUCCCUGACUGUAAUUAAGAAGCCUGUUUGACAAGCCUUGGAAUACCUUAAGAAGCACCUUAUCUCACAGUUUCUAUGGGGUCAGAAUCCAGAAAUAGCUUAGCUGGGUCCUAGGCUAAGGGUAUCACAAAGCUGCUGUCAGGUUGUCAGUGAGACCGUCCUUAACUGGAGGUUCAAUUUAGGGGAAAUUCUGCAUCCGGGCUCACUUGGGAUGUUUGUGAAAAAGCAAAAAACAAAAGACCCUGAGAUCUUCAUGUUUCUUGCUGUCUGUUGGAGGCUGCCCUCAGCAUCUACAGCCUGCCCAUGGUUCCCUGCCAAAUGGCUUUCUCCUAGGUGUGCAGCAUGGCAGUUUGCUUCUUCAAGGACAGUGGGAGAGCGAGAGUGGCUAGCAGGCCUGAGUCAUAUAUAACAUGACAUAAUUGUGAGAGUCAGGUUCCUUCACAGGUGCCAUAUUCUGUUGGGUAGAAGCAAGUCACAGGUCCCUCCCACGCUCAAGGGAAGGGAUUACAUAAAGAUGUGAACGACCAGAGCCAGGACCAUAGGGGUACCUUAGAGCCUGCCCACCACAAGGAGCUUUGUGUAUUGUGACCACUACUGAAUCCUUAGUGCCCUAAAAUGGUGCCUGACACAUGCUAGGGAUUCAAUAAAUACUUACAGUUGAAUGAAUGAAUGAAUGAAUGAAUGAAUGCAGAUAUUACUUCUUUGAAGUAUGUAUUGCUAAUGUUUUGUCCCCAAGCCUGUGGCUUACCUUUUGGUUUUGUUUAUUAAUCACAUGUUUUAAUACAGAAAUGUUAAAUUUUAAUUUAGACAAAUUAACAAUUUUUUUUUAUCUUGGUUUGUUUUAUUACUUUACAUCUCAGGGAGUUUUCCCAUCUAGAAAACAGAUAAAUAUUUGCCAAUAUUUUCACCUAGGUUUUUAACUACUUCUUUAUUUUUUUACAUUUAUUGAUUUAUCUGGAAGGUCAAGAGCUAAAUGGAGAGUUGAACAGAAUGUGAUGACGAGUAACCCAUGUGCCAGGUAGCGUUCUAUGCCAACCUUGAAUGCCAACAGGAAGUCACUGGACAGCAAACUCUUCCAAGAUCAUAACUUGGCUGUUGGAGCAACCUGGAAAAGAAGAAGAAAGAAAAACGAUGGCAAAAGUAAAUAGAGCUCGGUCUACCUCCCCUCCAGAUGGAGGCUGGGGCUGGAUGAUUGUGGCUGGCUGUUUCCUUGUUACCAUCUGUACCCGGGCAGUCACAAGAUGUAUCUCAAUUUUUUUUGUGGAGUUCCAGACAUACUUCACUCAGGAUUACGCACAAACGGCAUGGAUCCAUUCCAUUGUAGAUUGUGUAACCAUGCUCUGUGCUCCACUUGGGAGUGUUGUCAGUAACCAUUUAUCCUGUCAAGUGGGAAUCAUGCUGGGUGGCUUGCUUGCAUCUACCGGACUCAUCCUGAGCUCAUUUGCCACGAGUCUGAAACAUCUCUACCUCACUCUGGGAGUUCUUACAGGUCUGGGAUUUGCACUUUGUUACUCUCCAGCUAUUGCCAUGGUUGGCAAGUACUUCAACAGACGGAAAGCCCUUGCUUACGGUAUUGCCAUGUCAGGAAGUGGCAUUGGCACCUUCAUCCUGGCUCCUGUGGUUCAGCUCCUUAUUGAACAGUUUUCCUGGCGGGGAGCCUUACUCAUUCUUGGGGGCUUUGUCUUGAAUCUCUGUGUUUGUGGUGCCUUGAUGAGGCCAAUUACUCUUAAAGAGGAUCACACAACUCCAGAGGAGAACCAUGUCUGUAGAACUCAGAAAGAAGACUUUAAGCGGGUGUCUCCCUAUUCAUCUUUGACCAAAGAAUGGGCACAGACUUGCCUCUGUUGCUGUUUGCAGCAAGAGUACAGUUUUUUACUGAUGUCAGACUUUGUUGUGUUAGCCAUCUCCGUUCUGUUUAUGGCUUAUGGCUGCAGCCCUCUCUUUGUGUACUUGGUGCCUUAUGCUUUGAGUGUUGGAGUGAGUCAUCAGCAAGCUGCUUUUCUUAUGUCCAUACUUGGAGUGAUUGACAUUAUUGGCAAUAUUACAUUUGGAUGGCUGACCGACAGAAGGUGUCUGAAGAAUUACCAGUACGUUUGCUACCUCUUUGCUGUGGGAAUGGAUGGGCUCUGCUAUCUCUGCCUUCCAAUGCUUCAAAGUCUCCCUCUGCUCGUGCCUUUCUCUUGUACCUUUGGCUACUUUGAUGGUGCCUACGUGACUUUGAUCCCAGUAGUGACCACAGAGAUAGUGGGGACCACCUCUUUGUCAUCAGCGCUUGGUGUGGUAUACUUCCUUCACGCAGUGCCAUACUUGGUGAGCCCACCCAUCGCAGGAUGGCUGGUAGAUACCACUGGCAGCUACACUGCAGCAUUCCUCCUCUGUGGAUUUUCAAUGAUAUUUAGUUCUGUGUUGCUUGGCUUUGGUAGACUUGUAAAGAGAAUGAGAAAAACCCAGCUGCAGUUCAUUGCCAAAGAAUCCGAUCCCAAGCUGCAGCUAUGGACCAAUGGAUCAGUGGCUUAUUCUGUGGAGAGAGAAUUAGAUCAGAAACAUGGGGAGCCUGUGGCUACAGCAGUGCCUGGCUACAGCCUCACAUGACCAAUGGCCUUGAGCCCCAGAAUCUUCAGAUUUGAGAGAGGUGUGGGGCCAGCAGAUUCUUCGUGUUUCUGAAACUUUUUAUUUUGGCAGAAGUAUUGCCUUCCAAGGAAACUAUUAUUAUUGUUUUGUUAACAUAUUAAUAUUUAUAAGGGAAAAUAGCACAUAAUAAAGAAAGCUGGACUAGCCCAGAGGCUUCUCAUUUGGGAUUUGUACUCAUAACUGAACUCAUAUCUUUUGGUCAAUGGGCAUAGCUCUAUGAGAAAUGUAAGGACACAGCUGAUAUAAUUAGCUGUAAUUAGGGAUAAUUUCAAUGCAUAACCAAAGCAGAUGACACUGGGCAGCAGCUUUGUCCCAGUCUCAGCCCCUUCAUGUUCCCUCCUCAGAAAGAAAAUGGAAACAUUAACGUGUAGCUUUGCUAACCUUGUUCUGGUUAGAGAAAGGAGGUCAGCUUGGGUGUGGUGGUGAAGAGUGAAGAUGCCAUCCCUUUUUCAUGGUGGAGUUUCUCAUUAGGGUUUUACCUGGGGUUGUUAAAAGAAUACUUGAGAUUCUUCAAAAUGUGGUGAUUAAUAUAGAAAGAAACUCUUAUUUUUUUCUCUCUUAGUCUUGCAGCCAGCCCUUGCCUCUGCCCAAGGGUAGACACCACUAUGAGAAUCCAAAUAAUCAUGGAGUGCCAUGGUUGGAAUAGAUCUCAAAGGGUGGCUGGUAAGAUCUAUUUGAAAUUGUCCACUGGAAACUGAAAGCUCUUUUCCUAAGACCGGGUUCCAGGCUCUCACCUUUGUUACCAUCACAUAUAAUACUUACUCUAAAUUUAGCAGAACACACUUAGUCACAAGGACAACCUCUCAGUCUUACCUGAAAUGUUAACACCAAAACGUCUCAUUUUUUACCUUCAGAGAAAAAGCUCUUAUUUAAACGGCAGACGCAUUCCUGUUAGGAUGAAAAAAUGUUGGCAGUAUUCCAGUUGGGCAGGAACUGAAUUCUUGAAUCAGCAGGUCUCUGGUGAGAGUUUUCUUUGCAGAUCAGACAUUUAGUUUUAUCAUUACCCAAAAGAGGAUAGGAGGGGGUCAGUUAUCUGAACAAAUAUUAUGCUAGAGAUAUUCUGAAGGUGAGAUUCCUUUCUCCUUGUGUUAAUUCUUGUUCCACUGUCCACUGCUCUUCAUCUCUUUGUGGAUAAUAAUUAGAAAUCUACUCAUUGGAUUAGAAGUUGAUUCAUUCUCAAAUACUCCACUUUUCUAUGGUUUGGGAUAAUUUCUGAGUCUUCAGAUUGAAGAGGGAAGGCAUGGAGGGAAGAAAAAGUCCAGAUCCCCCAGCUUGUCUCCAACCAUUUUAAAUCCAAAGGAUUAUAAUCCUGAAUCUCACAUCAUGUCACACCUGUAAAUAGGGGCAAAUUAUGCAAUCAAUUUUAAUUAUCAGGAGUUUAAAAUCCAAAUGUUAAGGAACUGUUUUGACCCUGAAGGCUAUUUAAUCCACUGUCCCCUACAAGGCCUCACAAGUGCUGAGGAAAAAAAAAAAAAA